AUGGCUACCACGCAGCAGGUCAGCGCACAUAAAAAACUGUUCGUGAAGUAUAUUCCUGCCCAAAACAUGGUCGCAUCUAUGGUUUUCUUCUUCUUGUGGGGCGCUCUCGCUGGGUGGGUCGCUCUGGCUGAGAGCGGCCCACCUAUUCGUUGUCGCAACAUCCCAAACAGUAUCGGUUAUCCAAAUUCUUCAACUUGGGCUGCAUUCAACACUUCGAUCUCUGGAAGGCUGAUCAAUGCUGUUCCGACCGCGAAAUACUGUGCUACCUUAGUUGGGGGGUGUACUGAUGCUCAAUGGACCAGUUCGGUGUUUCGAGGUUCAAUCCCAGGAUCCAUGUGCCAAACUAAUUGGGAGCAAGGCUAUGACCUCACUCCACCUUCGGUUUGCCUCCGCAACGGCACUACCUGUGGCCAAGGAGACGUUUCGCUCUAUUCUGUUGAAGCAGAAACUAUUGAAGAUAUCCAGACUGCUGUCAAAUUCGCUAGCCAGCACGACCUCCGACUCGCCGUCAAGUCAUCAGGUCAUGAUUACCUCGGAAGAUCUACCGCCCCAUAUUCACUUCUCAUCCGCGUCGUCAACUUCAAACAAAUCACUUUUACCGAGGACUUCAUCGUCGAAAACCGCCAACUCGGUCCAGCGGUCACUUUUGGGAGCGGGGUGUACGCCCACGAGUUAUAUGCGCAGAUGAAAACUGCGGGGAGGAUUGCGGUCGCCGGUGUAGCUUCAACAGUUGCCCCUGGGGGUGGCCAAAUCCAGGGCGGCGGCCACUCUGCACUGUCCCCAGCGCUGGGACUUGUGUCCGACAAUGCUCUUGAAUUCAAGGUAGUUGAUGCGAGGGGUGAGCUACUUCAUGUGAACAACAUCUCUCAUCCCGACCUCUUUUAUGCUUUGAGAGGGGGCGGUGCGGGUAGCUGGGGGGUUAUCAUUUCGACCACAGUUCGCACGUUCCCCUCCUUCAACGCCACCUUGUCGACGCUAUACCUCGGAGCCGAGAGCAACGCUGCUGCUGCUGAGCUGGCUGCGUUACAUGCAAGUCGUAUAUUUGACUGGGACUCUGUCAAUGCUGGCCAAUAUUUUUGGCUUUUGAAAAACGCUGCUGAUGCAGCAGACCCUGAUGCCCCGUCAGCAUUUGUUGUGUUGACAUAUCUGCCCAACACAACAGUCGAGCAGAGCGAAGCGUUGCUGAUGCCAUUCUUUAAUGCUUCACUUUCUCUCCCUGGCGUCCUUCUGGUGGAGAAACAGGCGUUAUACAGCGACAUCAAUAAUAUCUUGUUUUCCUCUGAUGAUAGCAUUGGGACCAACGUGUUCAUGGGGUCGCGCCUCAUUCCGGAUUCACUCUAUCGUCAUUCCCCAGAGAGAGUCCGAACUGUCUAUAAACAUCUGUUGGACGACGGAGCGACUGCGAUUCUCGGCCAUAUGAUUGUUCUGCCUAACCAAUUUGCGGACUCAGCGUCGCUAGAGCAGAUUAAUUCCGCUCGUCGGCGAUUCCAAACUGUUCAGCUUCCUGUCCUCGAGCAGCUUUCUGGCCCCCAUGCGGGGUCUUACUCCAAUGAAGCGGAUAAUGAACCGUCCUUUCAGACGACGUUCUUCGGUCCAAACUAUGGGCAGUUGAGUGCCAUAAAAGCCAAAUACGAUCCCAAUGACUUGUUCAUUGUCGCGGCCGGCGUUGCUGUCGUCGAGAUGCCUGUUGCGCAGCAGCCGAGCGACGAUAAAAUGCUCUGUGGUCAAAAUCGGGCAGCACAAAAUGACCACCCUCAUACCUUUCUUCGUUCUAUUUCUCGGGCCGUUGCUGGCUCAGAGCGCACCUUCUAUCCGUUGUCGGAAUUUUCUGGCCGACUUGUCAAUGUUGUUCCAUCUGCAAAAUAUUGCGCAGACGUUGGCUGUACCGACGCUCAAUGGGCCAGCGCAACUUUUCGCGGUACUAUCCCAGGAGCAAUGUGCCAGCCGAAUUGGGAGCAGGGCUAUGAUUUUGACCCGCCCUCUCUUUGCCUCCGCAACGACACAACUUGUGGUCAGGGGAACGUUCCUCUUUAUUCUGUCGAAGCAGAAAUCGUGGACGAUGCUGCUGUCAGAUUUGCUAGCAAGUACGACCUCCGUCUCGUUGUAAAAUCGUCGGGACACGAUAACCUCGGGCGCUCGACUGCUCCCAACUCCCUUCUUCUUCGCGUCACCAAGUUCAAGCAGAUCACAUUGGUCAACGAUUUUGUCGUCGCUGGGGAGCGCCUUGGGCCUGCAGUUACAUUUGGAAGUGGGGUCUAUGCUCGUGAGCUCUACGCGCACACAAAGCUACAAGGGAGAAUCGCUGUGGCUGGGUCCGCAUCGACUGUGGCCCCAGGAGGCGGGCAAAUUCAAGGCGGCGGACAUUCUGCACUCUCGCCGGCACUGGGACUGGUGUCAGACAAUGCUCUCGGUUUGAUCCUUUCUCUCCAUCAUGCUGCGUUUAACAUUAUGAAAGAGUUCAGUGUUGUCGACGCAGCCGGUGACUUGCUGCAGGUAAAUAGUGCUUCUCAUCCUGACCUCUUUUACGCCCUCAGAGGGGGUGGUGCAGGCAGCUGGGGCGUUCUCAUAUCAACGACCGUCCGCACAUAUCCAACUUUCAAUGCGACUUUCACCAGCAUUACCCUUUCCGCAUUAAAUAACGCAAUCGUUAGUCAGCUGGCUUCUCUGCACGCAUCUCAUAUAUUUGAUUGGGACUCUGUCAACGCUGGGCAGUACUUCUAUAUACUGAAAGACACCAAUGAUGCUACCAACCCUGACGCUCCUUCCGCAUUCCUGUUGCUUACGUAUAUGGCAAAUACGACUCUCGAACAGAGUAGUGCGUUACUGGACCCGUUUAUCGAUGCCUCUCUUGCCAUUCCUGGUGUUUCACUGGCGGAUCACAGAACAAGACACGCCGAUAUCAACGAAAUCCUUGCCGCAGCGGACGAUACUGUUGCUGUCAACCUCUACAUGGGAUCACGUUUUGUUCCCGAAGCCCUCUAUCGUGACUCGCCAGAGAAAGUUGGCGUAGUAUACAAACAGCUCUUGGACAACGGCACAACUGCCAUUCUUGGACAUAUAGUUGCUGGGGGUCAAGUUUCACGAAAUGCCCAUAUUAACUCCGCCGUUCAUCCAGGAUGGAGAACAGCCAAAACUCACAUUCUCCUCGUCAACAGGUUCGAAGACUCGACAUCUCUAGACGAAAUCCGUUCCAUACGUGAACGGUUUCAACAAGCCCAACUCCCAGUUCUAGAGCAGCUGUCUGGCCAUGAUGCUGGGUCUUAUUCCAACGAGGCCGAUAUUGAGCCUGCAUUCCAAACGACGUUUUUCGGUCCCAAUUAUGCAAGGCUGAGCGCCAUCAAGGGAAAAUAUGAUCCUAAUGAUUUGUUUAUUGUUGCAGCGGGUGUUGGUAGUGAGCGAUGGGAUCAAUGGGGAAUAUGUAGACGAUGA
Messenger RNA from Mycena indigotica, 3429 nucleotides. RefSeq names its product FAD-binding domain-containing protein. The transcript has 17 exons. The coding region runs from base 1 to 3429 and encodes 1142 amino acids. Gene Ontology annotation, molecular function: FAD binding; oxidoreductase activity. The record is from RefSeq and is a predicted model, not a curated record. NCBI's taxonomy places the organism in Eukaryota, Fungi, Basidiomycota, Agaricomycetes, Agaricales, Mycenaceae.